CAGCACCAUUGCAGUAAAAAAAUAAAAUUCUUCUCUUCUUUGCCAAUUUCUCAACCAAUAAAUGCAAUCACCGUAAUAAAGCAAAGCAAUAAAGUCUAAACAUAAUAUACUUAUCAAAUGAGAAAGUUUUCUCUUUUUCCCAUCUAUCACCCAAACAUUCCACCAAUCUUAUAUGCUUAUCAAACAAAUCUUUAUAGCAAUUUCAGCAACUUGUGUUUCUCAGCAAAAACCCAUCAAGGAAAUAAUUUGAUAUGAACAUUUACAUUCUUAAUUUUCACAUAAAAAUUUGAAGAAAAAUUCUGGGUUGAAGAACAGAUUAAAUCAAGAACUGGGUAAUUCUUAAAUUAUGGGAAGUAAUGAGAUAGUGUGUGAAAGUAAUAAUUACUAUGCAGAGAACACUGUGUUUGUUGCUGUGGGAAAGCAUAUGAAGGAGAGUGAAUCUGUUUUAUCAUAUGCAGUCCAAAAAUUUGCAGGGAAGAAGAGAAUUUGCGUCCUUCAUAUUCACCAACCAGCUCAGUUAGUUACAUUUUUUGAUUCGAAGUUUGCAACAAGCAAAUUCAAACAAAGAGCAAUCAAGGCAUUCCAUGAAUUGGAUAUGCAGAAACUCCAUAAACUCAUCAGUCAAUAUGUUCUUUUUGUUUCCCAAACAGGGGUGCGUGCGGAUAGGAUGUGGAUAGAAAUGGAGAAUAUUGAGGACGGAAUAGUAAAGAUGAUUGCUCAGCAUGGUAUUAAAUGGUUGGUCAUGGGAGCUGCGGCAGACAAACAUUACACAAAGGAAAUGGCAGAGCUGAAGUCCCAAAAGGCAAUUUUUGUCUAUGAACAAGCGCCAGUUUCAUGUCACAUUUGGUUUACUUGCAGAGGAAACCUUAUAUAUACUAGGGAGGGUCUAGAAAAAUACCCUAGUGUAGAGAUACCUCAGACAAGUGAAUCACAAAAUUCAAAUGUGGCUACCGAAGAAUCAGAUCAUAUAAGAUUAAGUAGUCCAGAAUCUUUUCUAAGACCACAACCAGUAGAUGUAAUGCUGGUGACUGAAGAAGGAAAUCUGAGAGUAGAAGCUCCUGCUGCUGAUGGUCUCUCACCGGAUUCAGAUUUUUCAACUGAAGAAUCAGAGUCGAAAUCACUAGAAUCAGAUGCGGUUAGUGAAGAAGAUGCUGAAGGUUUCAGAGUAAAUGAUCCUAGUGCAGAUACACGAUCAAUACAGUCAAAUGUGGUCGCAGAAGAACCAGGGCCUGUGAGAAUAGAUUGCCAACCUAAUGAGCCAGGGCCUGUGAGAGUAGAAGCUCCUGCUGCUGAUGGUCUCUCAUUGGAUUCAGAUUUUUCAGCUGAAGAAUCAGAGUCGAAAUCACUAGAAUCAGAUGCCGAAGGUGUCAGAGUGAAUAAUCCUAGUGCAGAUACACUAUCAAUACAGUCAAAUGUGGUUGCAGAAGAACCAGGGCCUGUGAGAAUAGAUUGCCAGCCUAAUGAACAUGGAUCGCCACCUCGGCUAACAUUUCGGGAACGUGGCUCCAUUCUCCGGGCUUGUUCUGUUGACUUCAACUCUGAUGUGGAGAAGUGCAUGGUGUUAUCUUCUUCACAGGAUUGUAGGCAUUUACAUGAUUGUAUAGGUGGAGAAAAAGAAGACAAUGGAUAUGAGGGCAACUUGCAGAUGUUCAAAUUUCGUUCUUCAUUUGAUUCAGUGUUGUCCAAAGGCAAAAUGGCAGGAAAAGGUAAACUGCUUGCACCAAGAGAAAGUCAUGGUAAAAUGGAACAGGCUAUCUCAGAUGCUGAAAGCUUGAAACAGUUGGCAUUUCGAGAGUCAGUCAAUCGAUGGAAGGCUGAGGAGGAUGCCAUGGAUGCUAAAAGAAAGGCUGAUGCUGCAGAAAUUAAAUAUUAUGAGGAAAUGAAAAAAAGAGAAGAAAUAGAAGAAGCUUUGUCAAAACAGAAGCUAGCAUGUGGGAGAAUCAAAGAAGAGCAUGAAAAGUAUAUGAAAGAACUUCCAGUGGUCCAAGAUCAAUGUUUUGGCCUAAAAAGCCAGAUCAGAGAAUCUGAAAUUGCAGCUAAAGAGCUGGAGGAGAAGAUUAUUUCAGCUGUUCAGCUUUUGAUAUCUUUCAGGGAUAAGAGGGACCAGAUACAGGUGGAGCAUGAUAAAGCUGUCGAAGAACGAGAAAAGCUGAAGAUAUUAAAGCAACAAAGAACUAAAGUGUUGUCUGGCUUACAUUUUUCAACUUUUUCAUUGUUGGAAAUUGGUGAAGUGACUUGCAGUUUUGACCCUUCUAAGAGAAUCGGAGACGGGAGACACGGAAGCAUUUAUAGAGGAAUGCUUCGACAUGUAGAUGUUGCUAUAAGGAUGCUGCCAAAUGAUGGCUUCUUGAGCCAACAGAUGUUUGAAAGCAGGGUUGAAAUUGUAAGCAGGAUAAGGCAUCCAAACAUAGUGACACUUAUCGGAAUUUGUCCUGAAGCACGGUCUAUUGUUUAUAAGUACCUUGAAAGAGGUAGUUUGGAAGACCACCUAGCAUGCAAGGGGAAAAGCCUGCCUCUGCAAUGGCAAACUCGUGUUCGCAUUGCAAAAGAACUCUGUUCUGCCCUUAUCUUCCUUCAUUCAAAAAAUCCUCCAAUUUUCCAUGGGAAUAUGAAGCCCACCAAGGUCCUUUUAGAUGCCAAUUUCAUCUCCAAACUCAGUGACCUGGGCAUGUUCUUUUUGAUCCCUCAAAAUCAGCUUCCUAACAAUAGCCAUAGCCCUGUGUAUAUAGACCCAGAGUUUCUUGAGACCGGAGUGCUCACUCAAUAUUCAGAUAUAUAUUCUUUUGGAAUGAUAUUAUUACAACUUUUAACUAGUAGACCUGCUUCUGGAAUUGUGAGGGAUGUCAAAUGUGCCUUACAGAAAGAUAAAUUUGAAUCAGUUUUAGAUUUUUCAGCUGGAGAAUGGCCGGUUAAUGAAGCAAAAACACUGGCUCGAAUGGCAUUACGGUGUUGUGAGAGAAACCCAUCAAAGCGACCGGAUCUUGCUUUAGAUAUGUGGAAUGCUCUUGAAUCACUUAGUAAAUCAUGUGAUCCUCAAGCGUCAUGCUCGCAGAAGAAGGAAAACAAACGUCCUCCCUCUCACUUCCUCUGUCCCAUUUAUCAGGAAGUCAUGACAGAUCCUUGUACAGCAGCAGAUGGCUAUACUUACGAAGGAGACGCUAUAAGAGGAUGGUUAGAUAGCGGCCAUAUAACUUCACCCAUGACAAAUUUGAAGCUUUCGAGCUGCAGUCUGAUCCCAAACCAUGCUCUUCAGUAUGCAAUCCAAGAAUGGCUGCAGCGCUCAUAAAUCAUAAUUGUACACACUACACACCUCUAACCUUAACAUUGCACAUAUUACGCGCCUAUAGAGAGCCUAUGUAGCUAUGCAUAUAAAUAUACAUAUCAAAGCCUUUCACAAUAAGGAGCCUAUGUAGAAGCCAAAUAUUACCAAAUGCUUCUAUCAUAAAAUUACUUAACUGAUAAAAGUAUUAUACUCCAACUCAUAUAGGAGUAUAAUCUUAAUAUUGUACAAUGUUGUAUCAGGUGAACUCAAUACUAUAUACAUACAUGUAAAUUAUAUGAGAUUAACAUGUUGGACCUUUUAUUGGACCCUUUGUACUUGAGUUCUGGAUACCUUUAACCAAAGGCGGCCUAGUCUUUUAAAGUA
Messenger RNA from Beta vulgaris subsp. vulgaris (sugar beet), 3646 nucleotides. RefSeq names its product U-box domain-containing protein 33. Lineage: Eukaryota; Viridiplantae; Streptophyta; Magnoliopsida; Caryophyllales; Amaranthaceae. Gene Ontology annotation, molecular function: ubiquitin-protein transferase activity; ATP binding; protein kinase activity. The transcript has 9 exons. Bases 347 to 3286 code for a protein of 979 amino acids. The record is from RefSeq and is a predicted model, not a curated record. Gene Ontology annotation, biological process: protein ubiquitination; protein phosphorylation.